UCAAAAACAAAAGUUUUAUGUUUUGUACAAUGUGAACUUUGUUUUGUUUUCAAAGUUCAAAACUAUUAUAUCUUGGAAUUAGCUAUUCUGCUUGAUAAGAUAUUGUGUUUUUAUUUAACUAAUCAUAAACAUUUGAACUGUCAACGCUUGAAAAGAUCGCAUUUACAGGAUUUUUUCUUAGUUUUACCUUUUAAAAUGAGUUUAAAAUUGUACUUUGACUUAAUGUCGCAGCCUUCUAGGGCUUUAUACAUUUUAUUGAAAAAAAUAAACUAUCAAUUUGAACCCAAAUAUGUGGACCUUCGAAAAGCUGAACAUUACUCCGAAGAAUUUACGAAAAUCAACAGGAUACAAAGAGUUCCAGUUAUAGACCAUAAUGGAUUUAUUUUGACAGAAAGUGUUGCCAUCUACAACUACCUUUCCCGCGAAGGUAUUAUACCGGACAGUUUGUUCCCGAAGGAAUCGAAGCAGAGAGCAAGGGUUGAGGAGUUUCUGGAGUGGCAUCAUAUUGGUCUGAGACUGCACUGUGCCAUGUUCUUCAGAGUUGUGUACAUGGAUCCAAUACUCUUCAACCGCAAGAACACACCAGACAAGGUGGCCACGUACGAAGGUCGAAUGGAGACGAGCUUGGAAGACUUCGACACCAAGUGGCUGGGGAGGGGGCAUGACUAUGUCGCGGGGGACAGCAUUACCGUCGCCGAUUUGGUAGCGGCCUGCGAGUUGGAGCAACCUAGAAUGGCCGGCUACGACCCCAAGAAGAAGUACUCCAACAUAGCGACGUGGUAUGAGAAGGUUCGCGAUCAUUUCAACCCCUAUUACGACGAGGCGCAUGUUAUAUUGAACAAAGUUGUGGCCAAACAGGCGAAAACUGCUGCGAAAUUGUAACAUAUGAUUGUAUUGUAAAAUAUGAUUGUACAUUUGAUUGUAACAUUCAGUUGUACAUUAAUGAUUGUAAAGUUUGAUUGAAACAUUUUAUCGCACAUUUAUUUGUAAGAGUUAUAUUACAUUUCUCAAUAAUUACACACUCAAUAAUUAGUAUCUACCAUACAGUAAUAUAACAUUUAAUGUAAACUUUAGUGAUGACUUAUAUUCUAGAAUUCCAAUUCCUGAAGGUUGACAGAAAGAGAAUGCUUUUAUACUAUAAAGUCUUCCUGUUAUUUUACCAAUUGUAUUUGUGAACGGAUCGUGGUUAUAGGACUGGUUCUCUCCUAGUAAAGGCUCAGGAGAUAACUGUGUCAUGUCACCUCGCUUCAUUGGUUUAUUGGAGGUUGUCCAAGGCUAUCCUGAGCCGUGUUUAUUAACUAGAAAAUAACGAUGAAAAUACAGAUUUUUUAGCUCGAUGGUAAUUUUUGUGAAAAUUACGGUAUAAGUGUGGGAAGAAUUUUGAUUGUGAUUGCAAUUGUGGUUCCUUUCCAAGGAGGGUGCAAUUGGGAAAGCGUUAGAGUUAAAAUGGGAAAGCGGUUAUCUUUAAAGCCUUAAAGAAUUAACAUUUUGCUUUCCAUCCUACUAAUAUUAUAAAUGCGAAAGUUUGUGAGUAUGUCAGUAUGGAUAUUUGUUACUAUUUCACGCAAAAACUACUGAACCGAUUACGAUGAAAUUUGGUAUGUAGGUAGAUGAAGACCCAGAAUAACAUAUAGGCAUUUAUCCUUGAGUUCCCGCGGGAUUGAUAGGGUUGAACGGAUGAAGUCGCGGCCUCUAUUUUCAAUAUAAAUGAUGAGGUGGCACUUAAACUACACCUUCACAAUUAUUAUUUAUUUUUAACAAGCUUUUGCCUCCUACUUCGCCGUAAAAGUUCAUUGAAAAAGCUGACCCCCUUAAUUGCUCAUUAGAGUGAUGGAGGGAGAAAAUUUUGUAUACCAGUAUUUAUUUAUUUAAACUUUAUGCACGUAAAAUAUACAACAGGUGGACUUAAUGCCACAAAGCAUUCUGUGCCAGUCGAACCUUUGGACCAAACUGAGAUGGAUGUACGGGUGGUGCAAUUUAGUUGGACUAAGCUUAACUGAUCUAAAAAACAGUAUUCAAAUCGGAAUGCGUACGUGUCAAUUUACGUGCCGGGCACUAGCUGUAAGAAAAUAGUGACGUAAAAGCGUCGCCUACAAGGAUAUUAUUUCAUACAACGUAGUUUUUGCUUCCAUUAUUUCCAACACUUUACAUUGGAUUUCCUUAGACUUUUGUGCAAAGAACAAAAAAGGUAUCUUAGUAUUAAAGGAAUUAAAGAUAAUUAUAAAAUUUUCUUACUGUAUACGCAUGCAUUUUAAAAGUUCAUUUAUUUACUGUUGUCUUUUAAUAAAUUUUUAAACGUGAAUAGGUAACGGGUAUAAGGAAUAAGUUUAUUUUUUUUACACAUAUCGCAAUUUUU
Amyelois transitella is the source of this 2356-nucleotide messenger RNA. It is a transcript of the gene GSTt1, whose product is annotated as glutathione S-transferase theta-1. Gene Ontology annotation, cellular component: cytoplasm. Gene Ontology annotation, biological process: glutathione metabolic process. Gene Ontology annotation, molecular function: glutathione transferase activity. The coding region runs from base 196 to 882 and encodes 228 amino acids. The transcript is spliced from 5 exons. The record is from RefSeq and is a predicted model, not a curated record. Lineage: Eukaryota; Metazoa; Arthropoda; Insecta; Lepidoptera; Pyralidae.